Molecule: messenger RNA, 2113 nt
Organism: Sturnus vulgaris (Common starling)
Lineage: Eukaryota; Metazoa; Chordata; Aves; Passeriformes; Sturnidae
Source: RefSeq, a predicted model, not a curated record
AACUUUUCCUAGCCUGGAAAGCCUGAAGGCAGGAUCAGAACCAAAGGGCGGGGGGGCUCUCACAGCUUGUGAGGUGUUGCUUUGAAAGAACAGAGAUGAGAAGGCAGGGAAGGGGACGAGGCUGGGGGAUGAACAUGCUGCUGCACGCCCAUGUCUGCCCUGCACACCGCUCAGUCACUUCUGUGGUCUCCCCACUUCAAUCCCUUUGUUCAUCCCCACAGUUACCUCCAGCACUGCCCCCUGCCAUCCCCAUCUCCCUGUCACUCUGUCCCUUACGGGCUCCCCGGCUGUCACUUGCAGUUGAAGAUGAUGAGGAGGGCUGCGAGGUGAACGGCCGGCUCUAUCGAGACGGGGAGGUUUUCCAGCCCAGCUGCAAAAUCCAGUGCCAGUGCUUGGACGGGGGCUUCAACUGCAUCCCGCUCUGCCAGGAGGAUGUCCGGCUGCCCACCCCGGACUGCCCCUACCCCCGGCGCGUGGAGAUCCCAGGGAAGUGCUGCCCCGAGUGGAUCUGUGAAGCCCAGGACCAGCACCUCCUCCGGGAUGCCAGGGCAGGUAAGAUGCAGAGCAGCUCCAGGGAGGGGAUGCCCACGCAAGUCUCUGGGGAUGGCCCCUUCCCCCCAGGCUGUGGAACAUCAGCAGGAGACACCUCGCACGUUUCUCUGCCACGCAGGGCUGUGCCUGCAGCACCGCAGGGAACUGCACAGCACCUGCUCCAACCACCCUUUCCCCUGUUGUGUCCUUUUUUGCAGCCCCCGGGGCAGUGUCCCCACUGCUGCGACACCCCUGCCAGGAGUGGGGCACGGAGUGGAGCUCCUGCUCGGCCACCUGCGGGCUGGGCUUUGCCACCCGCGUGUCCAACCAGAACCGCUACUGCCGGCUGGAGACCCAGAGGCGGCUCUGCAUGGUCCGACCCUGCCCGGCCCUGCCGGCAGCGUUCCCAGCGACGGGAAGAGGAGGUCAUUUGUAGCUGUGCCCAUCCCAGAUUCACCCUGAAGCCAACGCCUCAUCCUGGCAAAGAGUCUGGCACGAACCCAUGGCACUGUGGUUAUGGUGAAGAUGGAGGAUGUUUCCAUUGGGAAAACAGAGAAGAAAUUAUCGACUUUGGCUGCAAAGGAGGAUGGAAACAGAGAACAAGAUCCCUGUGUCACCCAUCACUUGCCUCCUCUGUACACCCUGCUGCCCCAGGCAGGGUUACUGGGCAGCAUUCCGAGUUCCUUAGGCUGAAUGAAAUGGGAAAUGGGGAAAUCCUGCUCCAAGCAUAAACCCACCCAAGAAACCGGGAAUUGGUCAUUUCCUGGAUCAGUGAGGCUUCAGAAGGAGUGAUGCUGCUUCUCCACCACAUCAUGCAGCUCUGCUUUGCAGGGACUUCAAGAGAGACCAUCUCCAGCACCUGGAAGCCAAAAUCCCAGGAGGGAACCCUCAUGCCCUGACACCCCCCAGGGAGGGAGCAAGCCAUCAAGUUGCACCCCACAAGUCACUGCCACGCCAGGCUGAGCUGCUCAACCAUGCGGGAGCUCAGCCAGCCCAUGGUUCCCACCCUGCAACCCAGCAGCCGCCUUCCUGGGCAUGGGCAGGGUCCUCCUGAUGGCAGCUCUAAUUCACCUUCCUCUCAUCUGUCCAGAAUAAACACGAGCCUUCCCGCUCUGCCUGGCCGCCUCCUCUCCAAAGCGCUGGUGGUUUGGCAGGGCUGCGGCGAGCGAGGAGCUCAGACACCGGAGACUCCGCUCCGCAGCACCAGACAUACCGCCUGCCAUCCAAGCACAUUCCCUGCGAGCCGGGGCCAAGCGAAAAGCGGGAAAAGCAGGGAAAAGGGAAAAACAAAUCGCAAAGAUGAGUCGGUGCCGUCUCCCGACGGGCUGGAGCUGCUCCAGCCACGCAGGAGAGCUGCUCGGCUGCGCUGGUUGUGCUUUCUCCCAGUAAAAAAGUCCUUCUGGGUGAUGGAAAAUGAAACCCAAAUGCCCUCUAAUGGCCUCGCACAGAUGUGCAGAGGGAACGCGCGUUCCACCGCGGGAAGGGCAGCUGGAAGGAGCAGCGGAUUGGGUGAUGUGUCCAGGUGAGAGAUGGACUUUCUAGAUGUGUAUUUCUGAACUAAAAAUAAAGAUGUGCUCAUCCA